UUAUCGAAGGCACAAAAGGCCGCCACAAAAAUGAAGCCAAUAUUAAAAGUCGGCCUCAAAUCACCUAUCUUGCUACUGAUUUCUCUAAAUAUUUGCGCAGCCAGAUGGGAGAGCGCUUAUGAGCACUUAUGUGAUAAAAAAGGCUGUAGUUAUCUGGUGAGAUUGGACGAUAUUGUGGAUAAGAUACCGCAUCAAUUAUUUUUCGAAUGGGAAUGGAACGGCUAUUAUACUGUAUAUAUGGAUGAUGAUUCGAACAGUUUUCAGUAUGGUCAUGAGAUAUGUGUGGAUGUGAGCGACUGUAAUGGCACAUUUAUUUGUGCUCAAAUCCAUGAAAUGACCAAAUUGAAGGAGCAAGUUGAUCUUAUUGUUGGAGGUCGCGUACUUGUAGAUAAUGUGCCGAUUUAUGCAGAUAAUGCUAUGACAUUCACAUUUUCAGGCACUGAGAAUUCUAUAACAAUUCCAACAGAUGUGGAAAAUUUUUUAGUAGAAUUAGGUUACUAAAUAAGUGUGUGGAUCAAUAAAAU
Messenger RNA from Bactrocera dorsalis (oriental fruit fly), 524 nucleotides. RefSeq lists its product as uncharacterized. The transcript is spliced from 2 exons. The coding region runs from base 31 to 501 and encodes 156 amino acids. Lineage: Eukaryota; Metazoa; Arthropoda; Insecta; Diptera; Tephritidae. The record is from RefSeq and is a predicted model, not a curated record.